AUGGAGGCUCAAAAGUCUGGUGCAGUUGUCAACUUAGGCAGCAUUGCCGCCCUGCGAUACAUUGGAAAGCCUCAGAUUGCCUACAAUACAACAAAAGCCGGCAUUAUACAGUUCACAAAAGCUACAGCGUUGAUCUACGCAAAGAAGGGCGUCCGUCUAAAUACCGUCAUUCCCGGUUUGAUCCACACUCCCUUGAUCGGCAGUCUCGCCGAGAAGUACAACAACGGCGAUGUUGAGGGCCUGAUCAAGAAGCGAGACAGCAGCGUGCCCAUGGGCAAGAUGGGAGAGUCACACGACACGGCUUAUUGUAUUGUCUUCUUGGCGAGUCAGUGUGCAAGACACAUUACGGGACAGAAGCUGGUUGUUGACGGCGGCAUUGUUGGUAAUGCUGCGCCUGGUUAA
Saxophila tyrrhenica is the source of this 402-nucleotide messenger RNA. RefSeq lists its product as uncharacterized. The record is from RefSeq and is a predicted model, not a curated record. The transcript is spliced from 2 exons. Gene Ontology annotation, molecular function: oxidoreductase activity. Lineage: Eukaryota; Fungi; Ascomycota; Dothideomycetes; Mycosphaerellales; Extremaceae. Bases 1 to 402 code for a protein of 133 amino acids.